Messenger RNA from Uncinocarpus reesii 1704, 1983 nucleotides. RefSeq lists its product as uncharacterized. The record is from RefSeq and is a predicted model, not a curated record. Gene Ontology annotation, cellular component: cytosol. Gene Ontology annotation, molecular function: FMN binding; [methionine synthase] reductase (NADPH) activity; flavin adenine dinucleotide binding. Bases 1 to 1983 code for a protein of 660 amino acids. The transcript is spliced from 3 exons. NCBI's taxonomy places the organism in Eukaryota, Fungi, Ascomycota, Eurotiomycetes, Onygenales, Onygenaceae. Gene Ontology annotation, biological process: homocysteine metabolic process.
AUGGCCAAUUCUACAGUCACUACUUCUAUCCCUACCGCAAUACCAUCCGCAAACGUGGAUGUCACACGCAAAGACAGGAGCAACGUGCCAGUUUCAAUCACAUCCCACCCAGACAAUCCAAUUCCCGAGGAACCUAGUGCCGUCCCGCAUCUGACGCUCCUCCACCCUGAUUCUAUGAACUCCCUCGGAUCUCAGUCGUCACUACCAUCAUUCACUACCGGAUCUGAGGUUUCUAGCGACUCGGAGGCGCCAUCGACCCCCGCGACCGAAGUGCUCCCAGACGAUAUCGCGGAUAGAGUUGAUAAGUUGGAUAUCCAAGGAUCUAACGGGCCCUCCCAGCCGAAACUUGCAACCCACAGACGCCGCGCUUCGACAGUCUUGAUCUCACAAAACUCGGAAGAUGUUCAGAAAAUUUUAGGAAACGUUGGAGCCGGCACUAGGCGAGUUGAGAAACUCUGCUGUGGUGGGGGGUGCUGCAAGUUACAGCCUCUUAAGAGACCGGUUUCUGUUGAGAAUCCAGUGAUCACACCAAAGAAUGACACUUUUGACAGUCUUCAGUUAUACCUGGGUACUUUAUCCCAUGGCAGUGACCUUACGAAUAUUGCGGAACUACCUGAAAAGACGGUUUCAUUCUCCCCGGUUCCUACAGAGGUCGUGGGUAACCAGCUAGGCCCUUCAGAUCAUCCGCCGUCUUUUGUUCAGCCCCAUCCCCCCUACGAAGUCUAUCGAGCACCACUUCAUCAUUCGAGAGAGUUGACGAAAUCGGGCGCAGAGAAAAGAACAUUCCAUUUUGAUAUAGAUAUUACGGAUUAUCCUACUGAGGGUGGAGAUGUUGAUUUUGUGGUUGGUGGCGCUAUUGGGAUUUGUCCAAAGAACGAUGAUGAGGUGGUCGAGGAUAUCUUCAAUUGCCUCGGCGUCCCGAAAACCGUUCGAGACAAAAAGGUGAUGCUUCGCACAACUAAAGGGCGGUGGCCCACCGUCUGGGGCGACGAUCAACCUAGGGAGCUAGUCACCACCCGACGAGAGCUGCUAUCCUGGUGCACAGACUUUCAAAGUUAUCCCCCGACCAAACCUUUACUCCGUCUACUUGCCGAAUAUGCAUCGGAUCGUGACGAAAAGAAGAUCCUGAUGUACCUCUGUUCUGCCCAGGGACAGGGUUCAUUCUGUGACCUCCGCACCAGCCAGUACAUCACCGUCUCCCAGCUGCUACACGCAUUCCCUUCUUCUCAACCACCACUAGACCACCUUCUCUCCGUCUUAAACCCCCUUAUGCCUCGUUUCUAUUCACUUUCGCAAGACCCUCUUCUUUCACAAACCGUGAAUGAUGGCAAACGCCGCCGACUCAUCGAAAUUGCUGUCACAGUUCAUGAUUGUCCUGACUGGCGAGGCGGAAAACGUACAGGCGUUGGAUCCGGAUUUUUGCAGCGGAUUGCCCAAAAGGUCAUCGAUGCUGAAAAUUCCGGCGUCGAUGUGGGUUCCCUCGACCUUCACAUCCCAAUGUUUCGUGGGCUCAUGGCCAAUCCUCUUGCUCGGGAGUUUGUUUUGGACGGUCCGAUGCUCCUAAUCGGAGCCGGCGUGGGGGUCGCGCCCUUCCGUGGGUUCGUCCAGCGACGUUUAAAAUCGGCAAACUGCGCGAAUAAAGUCUGGGUUCUUCAAGGCAUUCGAGACUCGUUGCUGGAUGAGCUCUACUCCGGCGAAUGGGGCGUGCACGAAGAGACUGUGAAGAAGGUUGUCCAGAGCAGGCGUGGAGAAGGGCGCUAUGUCCAAGAAGAGGUGCGCAAUCAGGCAGAUCUUGUCUGGUACGUGAUUAAUGCAUUGGACGGGCGUGUUUUUGUCUGUGGCAGCAGCAAAGGCAUGGGCGAAGGGGUGGAGGCCGCAUUGGUAGAUGUGGCUAUGGCUAAAGGUAAUUUGAACCGUGAGGAGGCCCAGCAGUUUUGGGAAGGUAAAAAGAGUGCUGGCCAAUAUAUUGCUGAAACAUGGUAG